CAAGUUAAAAAAGCUAGCACAUACUUUUAACGUGACCAAACGCAGAGAACUUUUAGAAAAUGGAGAAUAACAUAACAAAAGCAAAAAAUCCUUAGAAAAAAUUCCAUCUCCUCCGUCCUUUACAAGUCGCCGCCGCACUUCCACCGUAACAAAACCAUGAAUUGACCUAUUUCCCAAAUACAUAAAAAAGAAGGGAAUUUGCAUGGGCGCAUCAUUAUCCAACGCGGCAGAUAAUGGCUCAGGCCUCACUACCGGCGUAACGGGGUUAGGAGACAUGCCGGAAAGUUGUGUGGCCCUUGUUUUCAUGUACUUAACGCCACCGGAAAUAUGUAGUCUAGCUAGGCUUAACCGUGCAUUUUGCGGUGCUGCUUCUUCUGAUGCGGUCUGGGAAUCUAAACUUCCUCUUAAUUACCAACGCAUGCUUGACCUAUUGCCUCGUUGGAGAUAUGAAGGUCUUUCCAAAAAGGGUAUUUUUGCCCUUCUCUCUGGACCCGUCACGUUUGACAAUGACUAUAAGGAAGUAUGGUUGGAUAGAGUAAGUGGAAGGAUUUGCAUGUCAAUCUCUUCAAAAGCAAUGUCGAUAACUAGUAGUGAAGACAGGAGACAUUGGAACUGGUUUCAAACAGAUGAAUCAAGGUUCCAGGUUGUGGCUUAUUGCCAGCAAGUCUGGUGGUUUGAAGUAAGUGGAACAGUGAACUUCCCUUUUCCUCCGGAUAUAUACACACUAACAUUCAGGAUCCACAUCGGGAAAUUCCUAAAGAGACUAGGCCGACGUGUUUCCAACUUUGAGCACACACAUGGAUGGGAUUUGGGACCAGUACGCUUUGAACUGUCCACUUCUGAUGGACAGCACGCAGUUAGUGAGCGCCUUCUCCAUGACAUCGAACAAGAUGAUCCAAAAGGGAACGUUAAGCGUGGAUGCUGGAUUGAGUUCAAGGUGGGUGAAUUCAUUGUCAGUAGGUCAGAUCCUGUAACUGAAGUUAAAUUUUCGAUGAAACAGAUUGACUGCACACAUUCCAAAGGUGGGCUGUGUGUAGAUUCUGUAUCAAUUACCCCCAGUAAUGUCAGGAGGUGUAGAAAAAAGGGGAGUUUCUAUAAAUGAUGUGUUUUCUAGUUUAUGAGCACUUGUAGAAAGCUGUAAAUUAGGUUCCACGACACAGCUUAUACUAGCUAAAAAUUUGCUAUCAUGGAGGAUGUCAUUGUGUUUUUUGUCUUAGGUAUAUCCCUCUUAUCCAUGUAAAUGUUAAUGCUUUGUAUUUGAUCCAGUUUUGCUGCAUACUGUUUCUUCUAUGGAA
This is a messenger RNA of Lycium ferocissimum, 1295 nucleotides long. RefSeq names its product F-box protein PP2-A15-like. The record is from RefSeq and is a predicted model, not a curated record. Lineage: Eukaryota; Viridiplantae; Streptophyta; Magnoliopsida; Solanales; Solanaceae. Gene Ontology annotation, molecular function: protein binding. Bases 203 to 1102 code for a protein of 299 amino acids. The transcript has 3 exons.